This is a messenger RNA of Symbiodinium sp. CCMP2456, 1890 nucleotides long. Lineage: Eukaryota; Dinophyceae; Suessiales; Symbiodiniaceae. The record is from the annotation of a GenBank genome assembly.
AUGCCCGGGAAAGCAGCGAAAGACAGACUGUAUGAGACUCUGGCACAGCACCGCUAUUUGGACUCGACCCACCAUGCGCUGAAUGAUUAUGUGAGGCAAAUACGUCAAGCAAGUGAGGACCCCGCAGCCGGAGAUGUCGAGGACUUGUUGGACCGGCUGGAGCAGGAAGUGAAGGCUGAGGAGGAGACGCUGGCUCGGGCAUUCAACCUUUUCGACAAUCAGAAGACGGGCGAGCUCGAGAAAAAUGACCUAAAAAGCAUGAACCGCUACCUCGGGUUCCCCUCGGAAGAUGAAGACAUCCGCCGACUGCUGAAGAUGAUCGAUACGGACGGCAGCGGAAAGAUAUCCUUCGACGAGUUUCAGGAGUAUGUCGGGAAGAUGGGUGGGAGCGGGAAACUCUUUGAGGAGCGGCAGAAGCGCAUCAAGCAGAAGCUGGGCUAUGAUCUCCAUGAGAGUGCCGACACGGACGCGAUCUCCGCCCAGUUGACUUCUGCAGGCAUCGACAGAGAAGCUCAAGCCUACUGGAAAAUGGUCGUGCAGCAAUCUGAAUUCCAGGAGGCGGCCAAGCUUCGUGACUGUCAACAGAAGGCCGUAAAGCACAUCCGUGCCCUUGCGAAGAAGAACCACCAACAGGCGUUGCCAGAGCUGCAGAAGAGAGUGGCCAGUCUUCGUUUUCAGGAAGACGAUCUUUGGCUAACUUUGGCCUGGAUUCGCGAGCUGGCCCCAGUCAUCAUUCACCUCAAUCUGGAUAAGAUGCUCCCGUUCAUGGAGAAGGAUACUCACUACCGAAACCAGUUCGAGACAAACACAUCUGGUGGGCUGUUGAAGCCGGCCACACGAGAAAAAUGGGAGAGGGACUUGUUCGGUGGUUCCUACGAUGGGAGUGUUGGAAAAGACCGUCCGAAAUAUGGAGUGCAGAACGUCAUGAACGACCAUCGGGGAGUGGUUAGGUGUGCACAAUAUGGUGACUCGUAUCUCAUUCUAAAGGACGUGCGUCUCCGAUGUACUUUCUCGCCAGAAGAUUCUGCAAAUCUCAAGGGGGACAAGCUGGCGGUGCUGGACUUUUACGCCCAUGUUCUGCUGCAGUACGAUGUAGCGGAGCUUUCAGAGACCAUCAAGGUGGCCACGUCCAAGGAUGCAGCCCUCCUGGGAGAUUCGGACAAAGUGGGGAAGAUGAAGUACAAGGAAGCCCAGAUCCAUGGGGAGGUCGAUCUCCGCAGGCACGUCGAGCGCUUGGUGGCACACACGCGGCAUCGAGGAACAAGUGAGGGUGCUCGGAUCCAAGCCAUGUGCAAGCAGAAAGGCUUCGGCUUUUCCUGGAUGGACGAGGAACAGGAGCGAAUGCGCAAAGAAAGCAUCGGGCAGCUGGGAGGUGCAGCUUGGCAAAAGCGUCUGCAACAGCUUCAGGAGGAUGGCGGUGAGCUCGAGGUGCCGGAAGGCUACUGCAAAGUCGGGUGUGGACGUAGGGUGGCUCCCGGUGUUACCCGAGCCGGCCGACAAUUCACGACCUGCUGUCGUGGCUGCAUCAUGGGAUUCGGCCACGACCUGCGUUGUGGACGAAUCGAUGCUUCGAAGGUCGGCCCCGGUCUUUGCAAGAACGGUUGUGGAUUGAAGGUCGCACCUGGAGUGGACUCAAAGGGCCGGCCUCUCACCACUUGCUGUAAGGGCUGUGCCCUAGGAAUGGCCCACGACCGCUUCUGCCAGAAGGCUCCGCCAAAGGAUUCUGUAACUUCGGGCUAUGCGAAGCCGCUGGAGUCUUCCGGACUCUGCAAGAUCGGUUGUGGCCGGAAGGUUGCGCCUGGAAGAACUCGGAGUGGAAAUCCUUUCGACACGUGCUGUCGUGAAUGCAGCAAGUCUGGAGGCGCCGUCCAUUCCGCAUCCUGUGGCUGA